Messenger RNA from Ficedula albicollis (Collared flycatcher), 1455 nucleotides. RefSeq names its product phospholysine phosphohistidine inorganic pyrophosphate phosphatase (gene LHPP). The transcript has 7 exons. Gene Ontology annotation, cellular component: cytosol. Gene Ontology annotation, biological process: dephosphorylation. NCBI's taxonomy places the organism in Eukaryota, Metazoa, Chordata, Aves, Passeriformes, Muscicapidae. The coding region runs from base 1 to 810 and encodes 269 amino acids. The record is from RefSeq and is a predicted model, not a curated record. Gene Ontology annotation, molecular function: phosphatase activity; inorganic diphosphate phosphatase activity.
AUGGCGGGCGGCGGCUGGGCCCGGGCCGUGAGGGGGCUGCUGCUCGAUGUCAGCGGGGUGCUCUACGACAGCGGCGCCGACGGCGGGGUCCCCAUCGCGGGCUCGGCCGAGGCCGUGCGCAGGAUCAAAGCCUCUGGGCUGAAGCUGCAGCUCUGCACCAACGAGACGCAGGCGACGCGGGCGGAUUUCGUGCGCAAGCUGCGGAACCUGGGCUUCGACGUCUCGGUGGCCGAAGUGACGGCGCCGGCGCCGGCCGCCUGUCACCUGCUGAGGGAGCGUGGCCUGAGGCCACACCUGCUGGUGCACCACGAUCUUGUCCCUGAAUUUGCUGAGAUUGAUAAGACAAACCCAAACUGUGUGGUUCUUGGAGAUGCAGCAGAAAACUUCACCUAUGCAAACCUUAACGAGGCUUUCCGACUUCUGAUUGGGAUGGAGAAACCUGUUCUGAUCUCCCUUGGACAAGGACGCUACUAUAAAGAAACUGAUGGUCUGAAACUUGAUGUUGGAGCAUAUAUGAAGGCAUUAGAGUAUGCUUGUGAUGUCCAGGCUGAGGUGGUGGGAAAACCAGCAAAAAGUUUUUUUGAGUCAGCCCUGGCAGAGCUGGGAGUUCCAGCAGAGCAGGCCAUCAUGAUCGGGGAUGACAUCGUGAGCGACGUGGGGGGAGCGCAGCGCUGCGGGAUGCGAGCGCUGCAGGUGCGCACGGGCAAGUACAGGCCAUCUGAUGAAAACCACCCCUUGGUGAAGCCUGAUGCCUACGUGAACAACCUGGCUGAGGCUGUGGACAUCAUCCUGCAGCAGCAGCAGCUGUGAAUCCCAGCAGGAGCAGGAUGAGCCCUCACAUGCAGCCCCUCAUGGAACCACUUCAUCCUCUCCCAGCUGCAUCUCACCUUAACAAACCCAGCCCAGCCCUGUGCAGGGUGGUGGGCACCCACCUUAGGAAAUGUUUCACACCAUGGUACUGAAAUGAUCUACUGACCUCUCAUCCACAGGAAUACCAAACCUGCUGUGCUCUGGCAGGUGUUGAGUGUCCUGCCCUUGGUGCCUGGGAGGGGCCUCAGCCCCCUCUGGGUGAUGCUGGGGGGCUCUUCCCCCUUUUUGUCUUUGCUCACACUGGGGACCCAGCCUGGAGGUGGGAAACAGGGAACCUGGGCACCCCCUUGUGAGCUGGUUUACCUGUUUAACCCCCAUGUCCUGUGCCUUUUGGGGUGCCUGAGAUGGGCUGGGGGAGUCCUUGGGGGCUGAUGGAGGCCACCAAGCCCCAGGGUCCUGUGUGUGCCUUGGGUGGCACAAAAGCCCUGGGGAGGGGACAGCCCCGUGUGCCUUGGCAAGGCAGGAACUGUGGUUCUGCCAGGAUCAGCCUGUCUGGAGCAGCCCUGGGUGAGGGCACAGUAAUCCAGUAACACUUUAGGGAAUAACUGCACCAUCCUGUCAGGAAUAAACCCUUUGGAUCUGGCC